UUUGGGCCGUGGAGGUCAGUGUGAGUGAAGAUGAGUUUAGUAGGAGGGUACUCGAUGCCGCAGAGUUACGGCCACGCCGCCAUGGGGGCGACGCCCUCCCCCGAGGCGCUCUAUUCUCCCUAUUACUCCCACCCUAGCCCCCCAGGGCAGGCCUUGUACCCGGGAUGGGGCUACACGCCUGCAGGCUACUCUCCAGGCUAUUCCUCGGAGGUGGCGGUGGCGUGCCCUGAGUAUGGGGUGUCUGGGGGGUUCGUGGUAGGGCCCGGGUCCCCCCACGACCUUGGCGGGGACUACACCAUCGAGAUGGUGGACGGGUGCGGGAGGGUGGUGAAGCGACGGUCGUCCGCCAACAAGAAGGAGCGGCGACGAACGCAGAGCAUCAACAACGCCUUCGCCGAGCUAAGGGAGUGCAUCCCUAACGUGCCCUCUGACACCAAACUCUCCAAGAUCAAGACCCUGCGCCUCGCCACCUCCUACAUCGCUUACCUCAUGGAGGUCCUUCACGCUGAGGACGCCCAGCCCGCCCCGCCGCCCGAGCCUUUCCGUGCCGACCUGCCGCCCAGACCCAGGACCAACCCUACCACCCAACAACCCGCCCAUCAUGACAAGCAAGUGACACCGCAGCCCACCACCAGCCCAGAGUGUAAGCGUGGGCGUACAGGGUGGCCACAGGAGGUGUGGGCCCAGGAACUGAAGAAGUAGACCUGCCACCAUGCCCGUCUCCCUCACACUACACCAGGAGCCACACAACACCGGCGGGGUUAUCUGGCCAGGGAGUUAGUGUCCACAGCUGUGUCGGAGGAGGAGGAGGAGGAGGAGGAGGAGGAGGAGGAGGAUAAUAAACUCUAGGUGAGAGGAAAAUGAUGGAGAGAACAUUUAUUGUGGAGGAAAACUUAAACAAGAAAGAACAAAUCUGGUGCGACUGAAGUACUGGAGAAAGAGACAAAUAUUUGAUGUGAGGAAAAUAUUGUGAAGGAGAAGAAUAUGAGGAGGAAGAUCAAGCAUUACACAAGAGAUGCUGGAACAUGUUUUAGGAGCUGCGAAUUACAACACAUAGACAUUUAAUAGAGCUGAUCCAUUGACACUAAAGGAGAUGUAUGGUCAACAAAAUGGCAUUAAAAUAUUUGGUAACUAAUGUGAGAAUAUGGAGAGUGACGUGCGUUUUUUUUUGUGUGUGUGUACGUGUGUGUAGCACCGAGGACGUCAACGCAUACAAGGCACUAAACACAAUCAAGGUUGAUGUCUAAAACAUUUGAAGUAGCAUACACACACACACACGACCAAGAAGCAAUAUCUAAGGUCAUUACUGUAUUGCCUGACCAUAUCUGAAGGAGUUCUAAGUAUAUAUUUUGGCAAAUAUCCUCUCGUCAGCUGUGAGGAGUUUUCACGCACAGGAGACAAGAGGUGUGGGGGUGUGAGGGAACAUUCCAAAAUUACUACAUCACCACAAAAGUUCAAAUGUAUCGGGACCACAUACCCUGGAUGAAGGUGACGUGUACAGCCUCGUCCUCGUCAUGUUUAUCAGUAACAGGGUUGAAGUCUUCGUCACUGUCAUCCCCAUCGUCAGCAUCUUCACUGUCAUUAGACGCUGGUAAUCUUUAUGAGUGUCAGCAUCGUCGUUAUCAUGGUCAUCGUCAGCACCAACAUCGUCGUUAUCAUGGUCAUCGUCAACACCAAUAUCGUCGUUAUCAUGGUCAUCGUCAACACCAACAUCGUCGUUAUCAUGGUCAUCGUCAGCACCAACAUCAAUGUCAUCAUGAUCACCGUCAGCACCAACAUCAACGUCAUCAUGGUCAUCGUCAUCAUCGUCAGGAUCAACGUCACCAUCAUCACUUGUAUAGUCAUCACCAUCAAAACAUCAUCGCCGUGGUCAACAGGAUGUAUCAUCAAUAAUCAUCGUCGGAGGAAGAAAAUGACACCACAUCGUCGUCACUUCAUCGUCGUCACGUCAUAUGUGCGAUGCCUCUACCAAAAGAGGCACACAACCUCGACGGCUCGACAGUGUCACUUUCAGGCCAUCCCAGUAGACAAAGUCCUCCUCACUUGCCUGUAUGGAGCUCUUGAUCAACAGUAUGCAGCUCCCAUAUGAGUUGGGGCCCUUCACUCUCCUGGCUAUUGCAAUCUACAAAAACACUUAUGAAGCUCUGUAUACGGUGUGAGGAUCUACAAGAGGCAACGCGUAAGGUCUCCAGAUAGUGUCAGAAUCCACUCAACAAUAUCACAGAAGGUCUCCAGGUACUCUCGUGAUCCUCCAAGUUCCUCGUGAUCAUGUUAUUGUGCCGACGUCUUUUCUCUUUUCCUCCUCUUCGUGCUCCUCAUUUUCGCCCUCCUAUACAGUGAACCCUACUGGGUUCUCCAGCGUUUACAGCACUCCUACAUAACAUGUCCCCCAGGCUUGGUCUCCAAGAUCCCACCGCUGUCUCCAAGGACGGCCAUGUUAAAACCCUUCCAUUCCAAGUGGCUUGACUUUAAUUAGUAUUAAUGUUGAGCCUAU
This is a messenger RNA of Homarus americanus (American lobster), 2494 nucleotides long. RefSeq names its product heart- and neural crest derivatives-expressed protein 1-like. The transcript is spliced from 3 exons. Gene Ontology annotation, biological process: developmental process; regulation of transcription by RNA polymerase II. The record is from RefSeq and is a predicted model, not a curated record. The coding region runs from base 31 to 702 and encodes 223 amino acids. Gene Ontology annotation, molecular function: DNA-binding transcription factor activity, RNA polymerase II-specific; RNA polymerase II transcription regulatory region sequence-specific DNA binding; protein dimerization activity. Lineage: Eukaryota; Metazoa; Arthropoda; Malacostraca; Decapoda; Nephropidae.